CAUGGUUUUUACCCUCGUGUCUGUAUCUCGUUCUCUACGUCACGUUCGCUCUCAUAGCAAAGACGCUACGAUAGGUGCGACGAGCCUCAAUAUAUUGGGACCCGACAAUGAGAGGAAGAUGGUUUAUAUCAACAGAUACAGCACCAAGGGGUUUACUAUCAAUGGAAUGAGAGUGUUUGGGUCUGUGGCUUUGUUGCCUCGUGCUAUACUGCAGUGGAAGAUAUCAGAUAGGAAAGAGUUGACACCGGAGGCGUUUAGUUUGUUUCAUUUAGUUGAGCCAAGAAUAGAAAUCCUCGUCCUCGGUCUUGGUGAUCGCAGUGAUAGACUCAAUCCAGAUGUCCACAACUUCCUACGAAGAAAAGGCAUCCCAGUAGAAAUCCAAAGUACACAACACGCUUGUGCCACCUUCAACUUCCUCAUGGAAGAAGGACGAAUAGCAGCAGCAGGUCUCAUCCCUCCGACCGUAUUACCAGACUGAACUUAUCUUUUGACUGACCUCUAUAGUAAUGUAUCUAAUGUAUUAUUUCUAUCUACACCCCAAUGUACAGUAAGUAUACGUCAUAUUGCUAAUCACGUGAGCCGGUCACGUGAUUAUACCACGUGACUAGCUGCGUGACUACCACCCGACUGGCUGCUAUGCUGUCAUGCUAGUUCAUAGUACUUAUGUGUUUUGGGGUCGUAGUAGCAAUUGAGGCAUGGGUCAUAUAAUACUUCGAGUUCUUCUUCACUGUCUGUGUUGUCAGCAUUGUCUGAUUCUGAUGUGUUUCCGUUGGCUUCUGGUUGGUCGUCUUCUAGUUGGUGUUCAUCGGAAGGUUGUUGUAAUGGAA
Messenger RNA from Corticium candelabrum, 827 nucleotides. RefSeq names its product NADH dehydrogenase [ubiquinone] 1 alpha subcomplex assembly factor 3-like. Bases 2 to 478 code for a protein of 158 amino acids. Gene Ontology annotation, cellular component: mitochondrial inner membrane. Gene Ontology annotation, biological process: mitochondrial respiratory chain complex I assembly. The transcript has 3 exons. The record is from RefSeq and is a predicted model, not a curated record. NCBI's taxonomy places the organism in Eukaryota, Metazoa, Porifera, Homoscleromorpha, Homosclerophorida, Plakinidae.